Molecule: messenger RNA, 816 nt
Organism: Fusarium venenatum
Lineage: Eukaryota; Fungi; Ascomycota; Sordariomycetes; Hypocreales; Nectriaceae
Source: RefSeq, a predicted model, not a curated record
AUGGCUUCCAAAAUUCACAACGUGACAGAGUUUUCAUACGUUACUCUCAAGCAAGGCAUAAACGUCUUUGACGAAUCCGCCGCCGCCAAGACUUAUCAAAAUGUCAUCGACACAGCGCUAAGACAACCAGGUGCACGAAGAGUCUACACCAGUCUUGAGGUUGAAGACCCUUCCAAGUUGUGGUUGUUCUUGGACUGGGAUACUCUUGAGGAUCAUUUGAAUUAUCCCAAGAGCGCGAUGGGUAGUGCUGACUUGAUAAGUGAUCAUGCCCCUAUCAUAGAAUCUCUCCAACCUCUGGCCGAUUUUGAAAAUUCUAUGAACAAGCACGUCACCCUCAACCCCUUUCCCCCAGAGGACGUCCUCGAUAGCGCUAGUUCCCCGGUGACAGAGGUCCUCGUUGCUUUCUUUCCUUCAGACUACUCCAUCUCAGCUCGGGCCUCCGCAACACGUCGUCUGGAACAAUUCGCCGCUCAAGCUCUCAAGGCAUCACCAGACUGGCGGGGCAUUAGCUACGGCUGGAGUGUAGAGAACGAUGUGCCUAUCCGUGGUGAUGAGGGUAAUUCAGGUGCCAUGCUUGUUGCGUUUAUCGGAUGGCCGAGUCUGGAAGCUCAUCAGAAGUUUCGUGAGACGGAUGAUUUUAAGCAGAAUAUUGGUUUGUUGAGAGAGAUGGAGGGAUUGUUGAAGUUGAGUGCUUUUCAUGUCAAGUGUGUGAGUAAGGAGGCUGAGGGGUUGGAGGAGAGGGAUGCGAAGAAGGCUGCUGAGAAUGGGCACGGACAUGGACAUGAGCAUGGUUGUGGUUCUGGUGGAUGUUGUUGA